UUAACGAUGAUUUUAUGAUUGAAUAACAUCGGAACAUACCCUGUUUGUUCAAAAAAUUUGUACUUUUUGUCUUUUCAUCUUCAUUGUUAUGGAUGCUACGGUGGUUGCCAAAAAUUCCUUACGGCAGUUUUCGUUUGUUCUUUGUUGUGAAUGAUUGCCAUCAAAACUCUCUGAUUAAGGGGAAUGAGCACAGUUAAUUGUGCCUCCGAUUUGACCCUCGCCGGAGCUCCGAUGACCCCGCCUGUGUGAGAACCUCUCCGAAGAUUCACGCGCCAUUGGGACCGAUUCGCUUCGUCACGUUUCAAUCUUUUCGAAUUUGGAAAUGAAACUUCAAUUGUGAUCCCCAAAGGCGGUUUUUGAAAUGGAAAAAGAACUGAACUUGGCUUCGGAGGAUGUCGCCAACUUGAAAAUUGAAGAGAGCAAAGAUCAAAGAGAUUAUGGAUUUGUGUUCAAAUCCAAACAACGGAAUUCUUCUGGGUCAUCGUUACCAGAGUUUAGAACACCACCACUCAAGAGUAAUUUCUUUGGUGAUGCUCAUGAUAAAUUCAAAUUCAGUGCAAAGAAGGAACAGAGUGGCACCCCCAGGAUGAAUAAAAGUAGAGCAAAACAGAAGUUUUCCAUCCAUCUCCAGGGAAAUGACUUUCUUUGGAAGACAAAGAUGGACAUGUCACCAAAAAGCUAUGUGACAUCGCGAGAAUCAUCUGGUCUUGGUGUGGAUAGGAUUGGCAACAGCACAUGCAUUCAUCAGUUCUUGAAUAAGAAUGAAAGUGAAGCUUUAGGUACAGAGACAGAGACAAAGGAGACAAAGGAGGAUGCUUCAGAGUGUGGUGAUGAUGAUCCGAAUGAUAGAAUUGAAAGUGAAAGCUUGAAGUCUGUAAAUGAUGAAGUGGGUAUAACAAACAAUGGUGAUGGCUUGGUCCUUCUUGAUUGUGAUUCAGGUUCAAGAAAUACGAGUGGGAUUGGUUUCACGUUUUCUGCUGAACUGCAAUCACCUAGCCAGAAACGUCCUCCCAAAAAGAUGAAUUGGGCAAAAGUUGGCCAAAGUUAUCUUGAUACUUACAGCUCCACUCCUAUUUCAUUAUCAUCAGUGACUGGCUCACCAUUUUUUGGAACUCCUUCUCCUUUAACACCCGAGCAAGGUCAGAAAACUAAAGCAUCUUCUCCUCAUCCCAAAACAAGGGGUUCAGAGGUGAAUAAGGUGCAAGGGAUAAAGGAGGAACUUGCUACCAUUUCUGCUUCAACCAUUGCAGCUGAAGAGGCCUGUGAAAAGUGGCGACUCAGAGGAAACCAAGCCUAUAAAAAUGGGAAUUUGUCUGGGGCUGAGGAUUGUUACACACAAGGAGUUAACUGUGCUUCCAAAGAAACAUCUCAGAGAUGUCGCCGGGCGUUGAUGCUUUGCUAUAGCAACCGUGCUGCCACACGCAUGUCUCUUGGUAGGAUGAGAGAUGCAAUAGAAGAUUGUAUGCUGGCUGCUGAAAUUGAUCCAAAUUUCCUCAGGGUGCGACUUAGAGCUGCAAAUUGUUUCCUUGCUUUGGGAGAAGUUGGAGAUGCGUCCGAGUAUUCCAAGAUGUGCAUGCAGUCAGGCACUACUGAUGUUGGUGUAGAUAAAAAAAUUGUCGUGGAAGCCUCUGAUCUAUUGCAAAAGACGCAGAAAGUAUCGGAAUUAAUCAAUCAUUCUGAAGAACUUUUGCAAAGAAGAACAGCUGAUGAUGCAGAAAAAGCUUUGGAACAUAUAAAUGAGGCAUUGGCGAUAACUUCGUACUCUGAAAAAUUGCUUGAAAAGAAAGCAGAGGCUCUUUUUAUGCUAUGUAGAUAUGAGGAAGUGAUUCAGCUGUGUGAGGAAACCUUUGGUUCUGCCGAGAAGAAUGCAUAUCCUUUGGAUGCUGAUUGCAUAGUGACAGAUCUGGACAGUGCACAGCUUUCAAAAGGCUUCUAUUUCAGGUUUUGGAGGUGCUCAAUGAUGCUUAAAUCCUACUUUCACCUAGGAAAACUUGAAGAGGGUCUUUCUUUGUUGGAGGAACAAGAGGACAAGGUAUCAGCCAUGAACAAGAGUGGAAGCAAGGUUUUGGAGUCCCUAAUGCCACUAGCUGUAACUGUACGUGAGCUCUUGCAUCAUAAGACUGCAGGGAAUGAAGCAUUUCAGGCAGGAAAAUAUGAGGAAGCUGUCGAACAUUAUACAGCUGCUUUAUCAAGUAAUGUGGAGUCUCGCCCAUUUACAGCUGUCUGCUUUGGUAACCGUGCAGCUGCACAUAAAGCAUUAGGUCAAAUUACUGAUGCCAUAGCAGAUUGCAAUCUGGCCAUAGCUCUUGAUGGAAGAUACUUGAAGGCACUUUCCAGGCGUGCAACUUUAUAUGAGAUGAUCAGAGAUUAUGACCAAGCAGUGAGUGACGUAAGGAGAGUUGUCUCUCUUCUCAUGAAAGAGAAUGGGGAUAAUAGCAAUCAGCAUGGCAUAUCUGAUAGAUCUGUCAAAUAUGAUAAUGAUUUGAAACAUAACCAAAUUUGGCUUUCCGAAAUAGAGGAGGAAGCCAAGAAGGGGAUACAUCUUGAUGUGUACCUCAUUUUAGGAGUUGAACAUUCAGUUUCAUCAUCUGAAAUCAAGAAGGCCUAUCACAAAGCUGCACUUAGACAUCACCCAGACAAGGCUGUCCAAUCUUUGGCCAGAAGUGACAGUGGAGAUGAUCAGAUAUGGAAGGAUAUUGUUGAAGAAGUAUGCAAAGAUGCUGAUAGACUUUUCAAAAUAAUUGGAGAGGCAUAUGCAGUCCUGUCAGAUCCUGCCAAGCGAUCACAGUUUGAUUCUGAAGAAGAAUCAAGAAAUUCUCAAAAGAAACCCCAAGGAAAUAGCAUGACUAGAAAUAAUUUCAUGGAUCAAACUGACAAUAGGAGACACCGGAAAGGGGUUUGGAGAUCAUAUGGUAGCUCAGCUUUCAAAGAUUCUGAAGCUGGCCGAUCAAGUAGGCAAUAAGAAAACAAAGGUUUAAAAUUUUAGUCCAUGGCACAAUCUUCACUGCAGUCUGACUCAUUGAAUGAGGUGAAGUUUGGUGGUGUUUUCAUCUUUAUGCAUUUUAUACUAACAUGCACGCAAAUUUGAGACUGAGACCAAUGGCAUUGCAGUUGGAGAAGCUUGGUUCUUGGGAUUUCUUUGAGAUAUUGGAAGAGUUUUUCUUCUGGCAUGCAGAAGCUAUCAUGGUUGCGCUCUAUUUUUAUUUUUGCUUUUUUCUGUUUUUAACUACUCACAAUAUGCUUGGAUGACAACAAGCAAAUGAAAAGAAAGUCCGAAAAUUGUUUGAUUU
This is a messenger RNA of Vigna angularis (adzuki bean), 3290 nucleotides long. RefSeq lists its product as uncharacterized. Gene Ontology annotation, molecular function: protein binding. The coding region runs from base 362 to 2962 and encodes 866 amino acids. Lineage: Eukaryota; Viridiplantae; Streptophyta; Magnoliopsida; Fabales; Fabaceae. The transcript has 11 exons. The record is from RefSeq and is a predicted model, not a curated record.